Acaulospora colombiana is the source of this 681-nucleotide messenger RNA. The record is from the annotation of a GenBank genome assembly. Lineage: Eukaryota; Fungi; Glomeromycota; Glomeromycetes; Diversisporales; Acaulosporaceae.
AUGUUUGGAAUCUCGACUAUUCUUUCGUCCUUGUUGCUCUUGAGCACCUUGGCCUCUGCCUCACCUGCGCCUGCUCCCGCCGGCGUUGUGGCUGACGUCGUAGAUAUCGCCGAGCGGGCGGUCACCUGCAAGAAGAAGAGCUAUGGACCGUUUAGGCUAUACGCUGCUCCUGCUGGGUCGAGUGGAGAGGACUGGGUUCUACUCAAAUUGAUCGACUUGUACACUCCUCGUCCUACGAACGACACCAUCCAGGCCUUGAGCAUUUGCACGGCCGAUGAUUGUGGACACCUCCCUUCGUAUUGGACCUUGGACGACCAAGUCUUGCACGCCGUGUUUGCCCCCGAACGCGAGGGAUGGUCAACGGCCGGUCUCCGCGUUCAAGUCGAUUCGCAAGUGAGAUUUGUGACCAGCGACAAUGCUUCUGUCGUUCGUCAACAGGCCAAGCAAUACUUGGUCUCCCUGGACGAUUGGCCAUUGCCGGCAGCCAAGAUGACUUUUACUAUUGCACCAACAUCCCCACUGUUGGCACGCCCGCUCGUGCAGAUAUCUACUACAAGCCCGUGUUCCCCUCUACGGGCGGUGAUUUGGAGAGGUACUGCACCAAGGUCUAUCUCGUCAUGCAGUCGAUUGGUAUCAUCGCCGAGCCCAUCCCCGCGUAAACAGAGUAGUGAGGCCAUGUAG